CUUUCCUCUCGUCACCAACUCCACUCCCCAAGUCCACUCGCGCGCCGAUGCUCACGCAGUCACGCUCCUCGCGCUCGCCGCAGUCAGGAACCAGCAGGAACUAACUCGUCGCUGCGUGAGCCGGCGGGGACAUGGCCGCCGCGUCGUCGUCGUCGCCGUCUCCGCCAACGCCGCAGCCGUCGUCCGUGGAGCGCACGAAGGGCCCCACUAGCCUAGAGAAGCUCGUCCUCCGCGAGGCGCGCGGCUGGUCCGCGGAGGUCCACCUAUAUGGAGGUCAAGUAACCUCUUGGAAGAAUGACCAUGGAGAUGAGUUACUUUUUGUCAGCAGCAAGGCCAUUUUCAAGCCUCCAAAAGCAAUCCGUGGUGGAAUACCUAUUUGCUUUCCUCAAUUUGGAACACAAGGAAAUCUUGAGAAACAUGGAUUUGCAAGGAACCGUUUAUGGGUUAUUGAUGAUAAUCCUCCACCUUUGCCAGUAAACACUGCUAUAAAAACUUUUGCUGAUCUCAUUCUGAAGCCUUCUGAAGAAGAUCUCAAGAUUUGGCCUCACAGCUUUGAAUUUCGAUUAAGAGUUGCUCUUGCAUCUGGAGGAGAUUUGAUUCUCACUUCUCGCAUUAGAAAUACCAAUAUUGAUGGAAGAACUUUCUCAUUUCAAUUUGCAUAUCAUACAUACUUGUCCGUAUCAGACAUAAGUGAAAUACGCGUUGAAGGGCUGGAGACAUUGGACUACCUUGACAACCUGAACGAGAAAGAGCGAUUCACGGAGCAAGGGGAUGCAAUUGUGUUUGAAGCAGAGGUUGACAAAAUAUAUCUAGACGCACCACCAAAAAUCGCAAUAAUUGAUCAUGAGAAGAAAAGAACAUAUGUCUUACGUAAAGAUGGGCUUCCAGAUACGGUUGUAUGGAACCCGUGGGAUAAGAAGUCAAAAAACACGCAAGAUUUGGGGGAUGAAGAAUACAAACGCAUGCUGUGCGUGGAGCCUGCAGCUGUUGAGAAACCCAUUACCUUGAAGCCUGGUGAGGAGUGGAAAGGAAGGAUGGAGCUCUCAGCUGUUCCUUCCAGUUACUGUAGUGGGCAAUUAGAUCCAGAGAAGGUUCUCCAGGAUUGAGAAUGUAAGAUUACAGCCAUAAUUAUGCUGUUCUCCGCGGGGCAUAAUAUUGAUAGAUCUGUUCAUUUUGGCCUAGUGCUUUGGAAGCAGUCUGGGCGUUUGCUAGGUACAUAAGCGUGGCUGACAGAUCGUGCCUAGUGCUAGGGAGUAGAAUUGUAUUCUAUUGUAUGACUUUUACAAUCAGUAAGCUAUUACA
Molecule: messenger RNA, 1302 nt
Organism: Panicum hallii
Lineage: Eukaryota; Viridiplantae; Streptophyta; Magnoliopsida; Poales; Poaceae
Product: putative glucose-6-phosphate 1-epimerase
Exons: 8
Coding region: 132-1106 (324 amino acids)
Biological process (GO): carbohydrate metabolic process
Molecular function (GO): isomerase activity; carbohydrate binding
Source: RefSeq, a predicted model, not a curated record